AUGCAGCAGCCGAAUCAAGGGAAUGAGAUCUACUUGAUGCGCGGCAUUCCGCCGAAGUUGACGGAGAUCGAGGUCGUGAGCCUCCUUUUCCAGAUAGGAGUCCCGGUGCCAGUUUUUUGGUACGUCCCUUCUAUCAGGAACUCGCAUCAAGAGAAUCGAGGCUAUGCUUUUAUAGGCUUCGAUGCGGGUGGCUGG
Molecule: messenger RNA, 195 nt
Organism: Symbiodinium sp. CCMP2456
Lineage: Eukaryota; Dinophyceae; Suessiales; Symbiodiniaceae
Source: the annotation of a GenBank genome assembly